CGGCUCCUUUUACGGGAUGUUUUGGUGUCGCAUUUCAGGACACUGGAGUGAGGUCAUGUCUCUGGGUGGAAUCACGCUUUACCCAUGGACCCGUCGCUGGAUGCCGGCACAUUGCGCUGCUCUCGAAGUGAGACACACCUUAGGCUGACGGAAGAUGAGAGGGCACGUAGGUGGCCGGUUGGGUGGGCGGAUGGAGAACCUGUGGCUGCUUGGCGCCAUCCUGCUCCUCGUGGACCCGAGUCCGGGUGACACUGCUCAGCUGGAGCAGAUCGAGUGCGAACAGGACCCUCAGCUCACCUGUGCACAGGACCUGACAGACUGCACAGUGAAAGAUGGGGAGCAGCCCAGACCGGAUGCUGACCCUGUCCAACUGGACAACCUGGAGGUCAAGGCUUUGCUGUGCUGCUGGGGAAGCAAAUACUGCACACCUUGUUUGAGUAUUAAAACCUAUUUCACUGUCCCAGAAGAAUCAGCAGACCAUGGCAAUGAUGGCAGCACUGCAGCAAUGGAUUCUGAGAGCAGGGAUAGGAUCAGUGGCGAAAACAUGAUCCCCUAUGUGACAGAGGCUUCCGUCACAGUGUGUUACACCCCUGCAAACGCCAUGAGUGUGUGUAAGGUACUAGAGUUCACAGUGCCCCCUGUUGGUGUGGAGGACCAGGACAAACCGGAGGUGUGGCUGUCACUGGUCGUGUCUGAUAAAUUAGCCUUCGGAAGCCACGUGUUUGUGUCUGCCAGGCCCCUGAACCGAAGCAUCACUAUUCCUUCAGUGCAGGAAGUCUGCAAAUCAAGCCUAAGCAAAAUAGUGAACAUGUGUGAUGUUCCCAGGCUGCAUGCAGUAAUUGACCAUGAAAAGGGAGUUGCCCGGCUGGAGCUGGACAGCAAGGCUAGGAACCAUUCUUUCUUAGCGUGCCUGAAAUAUAAUGAGAAAGGGGACUGCAGAUUCCAAACCCUGAAACACACAGAGAAUAUUUCAAUUCCACUGCCUUCUGUCACACCCUGCCUGUGUGUUCAGGCAAAAUGGAUGAAACCGGAUGCUUUGCGUGUGGAAAGCUGUCCUUUUAAGAACAGCAGAGAGUUCCUCAUUAACAUCUGGAAAAACACAAACCUGUCCGUCGAGGUUGUGCGGACCACCAGGGACCACACCGCGCUCUCCUGGAGACUGGAGGCCCCCUGCAGGGUGGAGGCCGAUGUGUGGUUGUGCAAGAGGCGAAUAGACGCACCCAUGAGUAACUGUGAAGAAGUGCAGGGGACACGGACCCAACUGCGCAACAAGACGAAUUACCGAGAGCACUGGGGAAAAGGAGAAUUUGUCAGUAUUGUCCCUCAUCCUGGACUCUGUGUUGUGGCAAAAGUUUGGGGCAUGAGCGCUGAGCUGGAUCACAAGUGUCCUUUCGCAGCUGAUAGGAAGCGUUGGAGCCUUACUGUCUUUGUUUCCGUGGUGCUGCUCUGCCUGGUGAUCCUCAUGUCAUGUGUGCUGUCCAACAGCAUAAAACGAAACCUGCAAGGUGGACAUGUGGUGCUCCUGUACCCCCCAGACCCAGAAGAAGCCCUACCAGGGCUCAUUUGCUGGCUGGGCUCCUGGCUGUCGACAGCUGGCUUCAGUGUGAGCGGGGAUCUGUGGAGCCGAGCUGAUGUGUGCUCUCUGGGACCCGUGCCGUGGCUGCAUUCGCAGCUGGAGCGUCAGCGACGGUGCGGCGGCAAGGUGGUGCUGGUCCUCACACGCACCGCUAUGCAGCAUGCUGAAGAUUGGGCCUUGGCCAUCGAGAAUUGCCACACCACCCAUGGGAAGGCUGCCCCCCGGUGCUCCCCAUAUUCAGAUGUCUUCACAGCAGCGCUGGGCUGCAUUCUAUCAGACUGCCAACAGGGUCAUGCUGGGGAGCGCUUUGCCCUGGUACAGUUUGAAUCGCUGCCUGCCCUACCUCUGCAGAGCAAACAGCCCCUCCCAGAACCUUUUAGAGGUUUGACUCUGUACAGCCUGCCCUGUAGGAGCUCUGACCUUGUUGCGGAGCUGCUUGCUACUCGUUCAGGAGCCAAAUCCUGGGCAGUGGGGCUGCAGGCAGGUUUAUGGGCAAGGAUGCUGGGACCUCAGGGCCACAGGGGCAUUAGAGCACACAGACUUUCCGGGCUUUCCCUGGACAGUGCUGUGUCAGUGCUGGGAAGUCUGCAGGAAACUGACCCCCUACAGCCCUCUGCCAGCCCAUAAAGGCCCUUUACCAGUUUGUGAGGUUGGCACUGGGGACCUGGGUGUGUGAUGUGUGGAGGUGCUAGAACCGGUCAAUUGGGCAGCUUGGUAAAGCCAUUCAACACUGUGACAAAAACAAGAAAACCGAGACGAUGACCUCGUUGCUCUUGGAAGGGAGACAUACGUAGAAAGGAAUUUACAAAUUCCGGAGGGAGGCAGAGAUUCACAGAUACUAUGUCAUGUUUGAAAUAUGAAGUGCGCAACAUGAUCUGCGUUUACUGACAAGUACAGUUUGUCCAACAAUGUCCAACACUUUAAGGCAGCUUUAUAACUCAUUGUGUGGACUGCUACAUAUGUGUGAUAUUACUGUGUUAUUACAAAUUUCCAUAAGAAUCAAAUAACCACAUGCCAUUCUCACGAAAGCUACAGUUAUUUUUUAACUGUAAAUUCAACACAUAAAGGAAUGGUCAGAGUUAUUUCACCGCACACUUCUGAAUACAAACAUGUGCGAUCAUAAUGUUUUGUGAUAAAAAAUAUAUAUUUUGAUACUCAUUUAUAUAGAUUUUUUACACUGUGUGUGUUGUUUAUGUGUGACCCACUUACUUCUUUAAAUCCCACGGAGUGAAUACUCAGGGAAAAUAGUGCCAUGUGAGACUGUCAGGAUGAUGGUACUGUGUGAGAUAAGCAUUUACCAUGGAAAACUGAUCGCAGUGAUUACAGCACAUGAUGCCAGUUUGGUCAACAGCCAAUUAAGUUUACAUGUUCUUUUUUUAUUUUAUUUUUAUAUGGUAAUGUUACUGUGAUUGCGGCAAUGCGGUUUUUCUUGGUUUUUUUUCCUGCUACGAGACUGUAUUCUGUACCUGUUCUCUAAUUUGUUUUUGUACAUCUCAACCUGCGUUGAACUUGCUGCUGUAAAAUACGGAUCCCUUUUUUCAAACCACUUUAUUUCAAUACACAGAUCUUACUAUUACUGCAGUUUUGUUGUUGUGUCAAUAGCCCGUGUUGUGUGCCAUUUUUACUGGUAUUUGUUGGAAAAGAAUUCUGAGU
Scleropages formosus (Asian bonytongue) is the source of this 3229-nucleotide messenger RNA. Its product is annotated as interleukin-17 receptor C. Gene Ontology annotation, molecular function: interleukin-17 receptor activity. The transcript is spliced from 16 exons. The record is from RefSeq and is a predicted model, not a curated record. The coding region runs from base 155 to 2203 and encodes 682 amino acids. NCBI's taxonomy places the organism in Eukaryota, Metazoa, Chordata, Actinopteri, Osteoglossiformes, Osteoglossidae.